CGCGGCUACGCGGACGCACAACGCACUUCCUCUCGUUUCAGGUUUUUUGACAGCAAGGACUCGCCGAGCUUUUGAGUCGUCGCUGACAGCAUUUACACCCCCGCGAGUGGUGUAUAUAUAUAUUUUUUUUUUUUUAAAAGAAAUGUUUUCGUUGCGGACUUUGCGCACGCUGUGCUCGCGGCGGGCUUUGCUGCCAAACAGCCGGCUCGCGGCGAAGCGACAGGCCGCUUGUACGACUGUUACACGGUCGACCCGCUGCGUGCACAGCAGCGUGGGCCUCGAAGCACGGGGGAGGGAGAGGACGCGUAUUGACUCCACUAACACCGUGGGCAGUUCCCAAAGGGGCUACUGCACGGGUCAAGUCCAACUGCGCUGCUGGAACUGCAAACAGCGCCUCGACACGACUCCUGCCUUCUUCUGCACGUCGUGCAACGUCAUCCAGCCGCCGGAAGAAGGUGCAUCCUACUUUAAAAUGAUGGAUUGUGACUUCACAUUCUCGGUGGACACACAGAAGCUGCAGAAGAGAUACCUGCAGCUGCAGCGGGCUCUGCACCCAGACAACUUCAGCCAGAAGCCUGUGACGGAACAGGAGUUUUCCGAAAGCCACUCGGCUCUCGUGAACAAAGCGUACCAGACUCUGCUUAAGCCUUUGAGUCGCGGUCUUUAUAUGCUGGAGCUGGAGGGGAUGCGCACCGAAGAGGGCACCGACCCGGGGGCAGACCCGGCUUUCCUGGCGGAGCUGAUGGAGAUCAACGAAGCUCUCGACGGAGCACUGACGCCGGAGGACGCCGACGAGAUCGGCCGGGACACAAAGGUAUGUACCAAAAGAACUGGAACUCAUCUCCUCCUCACUUGCAGGGAAACUGGCGGUCUUGACAGAGGCGAUAGACGCUGCCCUUCGUGCAGGAGAGCUUCAAGCCGCCAAAGCCCUGCUUGCCCAAAUGAAGUACUACGCAAACAUCGAAGAGAAAGUGAAGGAAAAACUCUCUGAAUUCAUGUGAUUUCUGUCCCUUUUUAUUUAGUGUCACUUUAUUUAAUAUUUUUAAAAAACUGUUUGUACAGAGGCACACAAAUUAUUGCACAUUUGUUUUUGGAUUAUGUAAAGCUAUUGUUCAAGUUGAAUAAUACAUCUAAUUGUAAUGUUUUGAACUUAAUAUCCCUUAUUUUCUUUUUUUAAAUAUACAAAAAAUGCACAGAUACAAGGGUGUAAUUUGAUACAUAGCUUAUCUCCUUUUGAUUUCCCGGAGCCUAAUCAUAUCCACUUGUACUUAAUGUAUCAUUAAAUAUGACUGAGAUCUAUAAUUGGCGCUGAUUAAAUGUGCUGCUCAGAGGG
Pungitius pungitius (ninespine stickleback) is the source of this 1333-nucleotide messenger RNA. RefSeq names its product HscB mitochondrial iron-sulfur cluster cochaperone (gene hscb). NCBI's taxonomy places the organism in Eukaryota, Metazoa, Chordata, Actinopteri, Perciformes, Gasterosteidae. Gene Ontology annotation, biological process: protein complex oligomerization; [2Fe-2S] cluster assembly. The coding region runs from base 143 to 991 and encodes 282 amino acids. Gene Ontology annotation, cellular component: mitochondrion. Gene Ontology annotation, molecular function: ATPase activator activity; protein-folding chaperone binding. The record is from RefSeq and is a predicted model, not a curated record. The transcript has 6 exons.